This is a messenger RNA of Didymella exigua CBS 183.55, 2670 nucleotides long. RefSeq lists its product as uncharacterized. The transcript has a single exon. Lineage: Eukaryota; Fungi; Ascomycota; Dothideomycetes; Pleosporales; Didymellaceae. The record is from RefSeq and is a predicted model, not a curated record. Gene Ontology annotation, molecular function: triacylglycerol lipase activity. The annotation marks the transcript as partial.
AUGGCGGCCGAGGCCCCUAUCAAUUCGAGCAAGCACGAGCGUCGCCAAAAUGCUCUCGCCGACAUCCAAUUCGCAUCGAUACUCGACGAUGACGACCUCACGCCAGUCGAGUCCGGGGACGAGACGGAGCAGAAGCUGGAGCUCGAGACGGUCCAGUCCGCGAUUGGUGUCAGCAUUGGACAACAGCAGACGCGCUUGAUCUCGCCGAAAACGCCUGCUGCCGAGAAGGCGGCUGCAUUGGAGGAUCUCGAUGGUGGCGCGCUGUUCGACGGCUGGGAACAACAUGCGACUGCGGUCAUAGAUGCCAGGGCGAGAAAUCGCGUACCCUCCCACGGCGAGGUCGAUGAGAGCCGUUCUGCAAGAGCUGAGGAGGUCAAGUAUGCAGACGAGCCCCUCGAGCGAUUGCCCUCGCCGUGGCGCGUGGGGCCCAAGACUUUCCAGGGUCGCAUGAGCGACCACCGCACCACGCUACGGCAACACCUCAAUAAUGGGCGGCGCAGAGCCUCGUCGAGCGGAUCAAUGGCAGAGGCGGUGCGCAAAUACGUGCCCUUCAACCUACCGAAAGCGCCAAAGCACCUGCAGUUCUCGCUGCCAAGCCUCUCGGCCCUGUCACUCGACUACGAGCGCGGGAAGCCAACAACAGGCGCAAGUCCUCGCCCCAGGCAGAUAGAAGCAGCGAGCACUGGCAGUAUACCUCAGAGCGAUGGCAACUCUGAAUCGACCUUGGGGCGUCGCAGAAGCUUAAGCUCACCACAACAGGCGAACACGGCACCAAUACCCCAAGGCGAGCUCAAUGACAGCCUCUCGACCCUUGCGCCGAGGGUGACACCUCGCGCAUCGCACGAUCGACCUCUACCUAGGUUCCGUAGGUCGAACUCAGAGGGUUCACUGCUGCUUUAUCGUUCCAAGUCUAUUGCGUCGUCUCUUGGUGACGACUCACGUUUCGAGAGCGUCUCUCAGCAAGUCAACAGCAGAUUGAAGGCCAUCAAAGACAGCUUCCAAGAUUCGAACUUCAAGCUUCCCAGUCCCUCUUUGCCGAGCUUCAACUUCUCAUACGGCGAUGAUGCGAUUCGGAGCCGCAAUGGCAGCGUACCACCCCGAGGUCGAACCGUCGACGACUACCUCACGCGCAAAUCUAGCCUCCGCCCCAGCCCAGCCGCAUCAUUCCCACGCAACGGCUCAUCUGUGUCUCUCAGAGCAAUGCGACCCUUCAAAGACGGUGGCUCAGAAGCUGACACCCAUCCUAAUUUCACAAGAGCUCUGGAGGAGCUGGAAGGCGACCUCGUGAUUCUCGGAGGGUAUCGUGGCUCUAUUCUGCGCUCUGCUGAGCCUCCAAAUCGCCAGGUGUGGGUGCCUAUCAAGGUUGGCCUGAAUCUGCGCAAGGUAGAUCUGGAGGUGCCAUUCGACGAAGGUGCAGAUGAGAGAAUGAAGGAGACCAUCAUUCCCGGUGGCAUGUUGACCCACAUCGGUCCUGUUGACAUUUCCAGACGUCUAUUCAAGCGGUUGCGAGCAUCUGAGAACUUCAAGAACGGCAAGCUGAGAGUGCACAACUACGGUUAUGACUGGCGAUUGUCCCCGCACUUACUUGCAAGACAGCUGAUUCAGUUCUUGAGAUUCCUUGAGUGUAACCAAGCAAACGUUCCGACUGAGAGGAAAGGUGCCAUCGUCCUCGCGCAUUCACUGGGAGGCCUCAUUACUCGCCACGCCAUCAAUCAACGACCAGACCUUGUCUCAGGCGUGGUAUAUGCUGGGGUACCACAGAACUGUGUGAACAUUCUGGGUCCCUUCCGAAACGGCGACGACGUCUUGCUGUCGUCUCGCGUUCUGACGGCGCAGGUGAACUUUAGCAUUCGCACUUCAUACGCACUGUUGCCUCUUGACGGCAAAUGCUUCAUCAACAAGCAUACAAAAGAAGAAUAUCCCGUCGACUUCUUCGACGUCCACACCUGGAUCGAAGGCCGCUUGUCGCCGUGCAUAGCACCACCAUUGCCGCGCCCAGAGGCGCCAAAGGAGAGCAGCUUCAGCGUCAGUGGUGUCUUGAGCGCUAUGUCACAAGCUCUGCCAGCGUUCCCCAGUCGGAAGGGUAGUAUUUCAAGAGGCAACGGCGAGGCAAGCAACGGUGCAGCAGACGUCGCCCACAAUGUCGCGAACAAAGUGGCAGAAGGCAACGCAGAAGCUGCAGGGGGUGGCAUGGAGCCUCAAAUGGUGGCAGGGCGAAGAAUGUCACGUUCGACGUACACAAUGAAUGACCCGAACCCUGCAACCGCAGUCACCAUUUCACGCGACGAUGCUAUCAAGUACCUCACUCGAGUUCUUGCAGAGACCAAACGCUUCAAGGAAGAGCUUGCCCACGAACCUAGGCACACGGAAGCGAACGCUUACCCACCGAUCGCGCUCAUGUAUGGCAAGUCGACACCAACUGUAUAUGGUGCCAAAGUCGAGUCUCGCGAGGCGAUCGCAAGGGCUGAUGUCUACGAUGAGCUGGCGUUCGCAAGCGGAGAUGGAGUAGUGCUUGCGCGUGCAGCCAUGGUGCCCGAAGGAUACUCUGUAGUAAGGGGUGGCGUCGUGUCGAGUGAUCGCGGGCAUGUCACGUUACUGGGCGACCUCGAGGGCGUCGGGCGCUGUCUACAUGCCGUGAUAAGGGCGCGGCGAGCAGGCAUUGGUCUAGGC